UCAGUUCUAUUGAAGAAAAAAGUGAUAGUGGAGUAAUUUGUGUGAUAAAUUUUGGAACUUGCUCUAGUGCAUUGCAAGCUUAGAACCAAACACGUGGAUAGUGGAGUAGUUUAUGUGAUCAUACGCAAGACUGGAAUGCCCCUCUCUGCAGAAGUUAACUUUAUCUUUUGGAGUUCUUAAUUGGGGACCAUAGUAGGAACACAUUGGAAAUUAUAAACUUGAAAAUGGGAGCAAUAGGGUGGAGCAUGACCCAUCUCUUUGCAAUAUAAGAAGCGAAAUUAUUAUAAAAAGGUUAACAAAAGUGAAUUAGGAUUGAGUUUCAAGCUUUCUUGUGGGCUACUCUUGAAUUCAUCCAUAAGAGAAGGAAAAUAUCUAAUCAUUAAAGGAAUACUUUUUUUAAGAAUUCUAUUAUUUGAGAUAUGCUAAAGAGAACCCUGUGUAGUUUAUGAUUUUGCAUUCACCUACUUGCUUUUGAGAGGAUUAAGAAGCCUAAUGCUUAGCAUCUUGCAUACUAUAUUCCCUAAGCUAUGGAUUAGCCUUACUUUCUUGGUUGAGUUUAUAUUUUUUAACAUGAUCUGAUAGGCCCUACUGUUUUUUCAUGCUCCCUUGCAAUCAUUUUGAAUCACAGGUCCUACUUGCAAUGCAUAUUGUCCUCAAGAAUAAUUAGGCCUUUUUUGUUAACUUAAUAAUUUGUGUUUUAUGUUGUGUAGAGCAAAAUUCUGGGUUUUGAUGGGAGUUUAGCAUUUUCUUUUUUGAUUUAAUUCUGUAUUUACUAUAUUAAAUUCACCCUGCAAAGUCUGAGAUCAAAUCUGAUGUAGCCAACUAAGAUGAGCUAUCUAAAGUAACUUUCUGGCAAAGAAAAGUUAAAUCUGACUCGCAUUAAAUCAUUGUUUAAACCAAAUGUUGUUCCAAAUGAAGACUACUCUUACUUUUAUUCCGGACACCAGGAUUUGGUCCAGUGGUAAGAGCGUCGCAAGUGAUGUGUAGAUUAGGCGCUAGUCACGGUUUGAACCCUGCCACCUGGUAUUUAAGUGGAUAAGAGUAGAGGGCCGGGCGUCCACCACCAUCAAGUUUCCAACCGUGCACCACUGGUUCUUAGGGAUUUCUCGGUUAUACGAAAAAAAGAAUCUUAUUUUUAUUCCAAUUGUGCAGGAGCUUUUGCAUUUUCCAUGAUGACGCCAAGUGGUUUCAACAACAGAAUGUCUUCCCUCUGUUUCAUCAACUUGAAUAUAUGAUAUAUCCCUCUGCAGCCAUUUCACUAGCUUAGCACCGCAAAGCUUUUCCAGAUUCUUGAAAUCAACUUGUACAUAGCACCUGGCAUUAGCAUGUGAAAACAAUCAAAAGUUCUCACCUUUUUUGCACUUUUUCUAUUUCUUCAAUCUUCUUUUAAUGGUGUUUAAUUGUAGAGAAACGUGAUACUUCUGUUCUCAACCACAGCUUGUAAAAGCAUGCCACCUAAUACAAUCUUUAAAGGAAAUCAAGAAUAUCUAAUUAACAUCAUGAUCACGAGCUUUUAUGAGCUAAAAGAAUGUCCCCUAUAUCCCUAGUGAUCUUCACUGGUUCAUUAAUCUCGAGACACAAUCAUGAUUAGUAAAACCCCACUUUCUAAUUGCAUAAAUUAUUUUCCCUUAAACAUCUCUCCUUCAAAUCAUACCUCUGUGCUCAAAGAAUGCAGAACACUAAGGCGGCAGCAGCAGCAGCCAAGAAGCAGAAGCUUAAGGGAUGCAGUGCCUUGUGCUGCAGUUGUAGGCUGAGCGUUUCGUCAUCUUCAGAAGAAGCUGAAAGUUCAAAUUCUGAUAGAUAUCCGACUAUUUCAAGCCUAACACAUGCCAUGGUUCAGGAGAGGUUAGACAAGAUGAUUAGAGAAAGAGAAGAGGCCAAAAACGAAGAGAGAAGGAGGAGGAGGGCGGAACUAGAGGAGAAGACUAAGUUUAUAGUGAUGAUAGCUAUGGAGAAAUCAUCUAAUGAUCCAAGAGAGGAUUUUAGGGAGUCCAUCGAACGGAUGAUAAUGGCAAAUAGGAUUCAUGAUACGAAGGAUUUAAGGCGACUUUUGAAUUAUUAUGUUUCUAUGAAUGCUGAGGAAUAUCAUAGUGUUAUACUCGAAGUGUUCCAUGGAGUUUGCAGCAAUUUCUUCUUAUCAUGUAAACAACCUUUAUAUCAAGUAUAGAACUUCGGUUUUCUU
Molecule: messenger RNA, 2182 nt
Organism: Lycium barbarum (goji berry)
Lineage: Eukaryota; Viridiplantae; Streptophyta; Magnoliopsida; Solanales; Solanaceae
Product: probable transcription repressor OFP9
Exons: 1
Coding region: 1670-2167 (165 amino acids)
Biological process (GO): negative regulation of DNA-templated transcription
Source: RefSeq, a predicted model, not a curated record